Molecule: messenger RNA, 6149 nt
Organism: Pongo pygmaeus (Bornean orangutan)
Lineage: Eukaryota; Metazoa; Chordata; Mammalia; Primates; Hominidae
Gene: LIMS1
Product: LIM zinc finger domain containing 1
Exons: 14
Coding region: 1765-2910 (381 amino acids)
Biological process (GO): cell-cell adhesion; positive regulation of integrin-mediated signaling pathway; cell-cell junction organization
Cellular component (GO): cell-cell junction; cytoplasm; focal adhesion
Source: RefSeq, a predicted model, not a curated record
UCUACGAAAAAUACAAAAAUUAGCCGAGCGUGGUGGUACACGCCUGUUGUCCCAGCUACUUGGGAGGCUGAGGCAGGAAAAUGACUUGAACCUAGGAAGUGGAGGCUGCAGCGAGCUGAGAUCGCUCCACUGCCCUCCAGCCUGGGCAACAGAGCAUGACUCCAUCUCAAAAAAAAAACAACAAAAAAAAGAUGGGGCCAGACGAUGUAGGGUUUUGUAUGUUACCUUAAGGGAUGCUGACUGUCCUCAGUGCAGUGGAGAAUUUAAGCAGGGUAAUGAUAGCAGGUUCCUUAAAGAGACCGGUUGUUGGCUGUGUCUGUUGCAUUUGAUUGAAGGGGACCAAGCUGGAGACAGGGACUCCAUCUAGGAGGCUGUGGCAUGCCUGCUUGGAUAAUGUUGCCAUGCCUGAGAGAGGGCACAUUAAGAUGAAGAAUUGGAUUUAGGCAUGGUGGGGAGGGAAGUUUAUUUUAGGCAUCAUUAGUUUGAAUUGCCUGUGACGAUAUCUGUAUGGAGACAUCAGCAGACAAUUCGAUGUAUGAUUGCGAAGUUUAAGAAGGUCCAGCCAGUGCCACUAACAGGGAGGAAGUAGUUGAGCCAUGAGAAAUGUUGAAGUCAUCAGGGAGAAUGUGCGCAAUGAGAGGAGCAGAAAGCCAAGGUCAGGCUGGGGAGUAGCCUUACCUACAGCCAAGCAGAGGCUCUUGCAAAGGAGAUGGGGAUGGGAUGACUAGAGCGAUAAAAGUACAGUGGUCUGAAAGCCAAGGGAAUAGAAAAUUCCCAGGAAAGCAUCAUUUAAAAAUGUCAAAUGUAAGAUAAGGACUGAAAAAUGUCUUCUGGAUUUGGCUUUUAAGAGCUGUGACUGUGACUGUAAGAGGUGUUUCCAGAUUGCAGUAGGUUGAUGAGUAAGUAAGGGUUGAGAUAACUUUUAGAAAAUGGUGUCUGAGGCCGGGCGUGGUGGCUUAUGCCUGUAAUCCCAGCACUUUGGGAGGCCGAGGCGGGCGAAUCACGACGUCAGGAGAUCGAGACCAUCCUGGCUAACAUGGUGAAACCGCAUCUCUACUAAAAAUACAAAAAAUUAGCCGGGUGUUGUGGAGGGUGCCUGUAGUCCCAGCUACUCCGAGGGCUGAGGCAGGAGAAUGGCGUGAACCCAGAAGGCGGAGCUUGUAGUGAGCCGAGAUUGCGCCACUGCCCUCCAGCCUGGACGACAGAGCGAGACUCCGUCUCAACAACAACAACAAAAAAAAGAAAAUGGUGUCUGAAAAGAGAGCUGUGAUGGUAGCUGGAGAGUGACUCAAGAUAGACUCAUUUUAACGUAGCAGAAACUGGAGCCUAUUUACAAACUCUUCGGGGGAAAGAGCCCAGAAAGAAGGAAAGUGGCUGUCUGGAUGUGAGUUUAUGGACUGACAUCAAACAGACCUUGUUGGGAAUGAAGGCCUGAAGAGUAAGCAUAUGGGUGGGAGGUAGUUGAAAGAGAACCUUCCAGAUAAUCUGUUUUCUUCAUGAAUAAGUAAUAAAGUAAUAUCUGCUGAGAGAAGAAAGGGAUGAGGUCGAUUACGAGAAGACCCUCAAGCAUGACAGGGUCUCCCUAUGUUGCCUAGUCUGGGCCCGAACUUCUGGGCUCAAGUGAUCUCCUACGUCAGCCUCCCAAAGCACUGAGAUUACAGGACCGUUGUAGAAUCCUUCAGUCAUUACAUAUCUGGUGAGACCCUAGCGAUGAAGAAUCUCACCUGCAAAUGAAGAAAGUUGCCUGGCCGACGAGAGUUUGAAAUGAAAGGAUUCCAGGGUUUCUUUCUACUGAGCGUAUUCAAUAAGCAGGGCUUAUUAUACUAUCUAGAAUGGUGCUAUCCUGUAGAAAUACAAUGUCUCUACAGGAGAAGACGAGAUCGUCCGGAUAGUUUGAGAGUAAAUGGGUUACCGAAGGAAGAGCUAAGCAACAUGGCCAAUGCCCUGGCCAGCGCCACUUGCGAGCGCUGCAAGGGCGGCUUUGCGCCCGCUGAGAAGAUCGUGAACAGUAACGGGGAGCUGUACCAUGAGCAGUGUUUUGUGUGCGCUCAGUGCUUCCAGCAGUUCCCAGAAGGACUCUUCUAUGAGUUUGAAGGAAGAAAGUACUGUGAACAUGACUUUCAGAUGCUCUUUGCCCCUUGCUGUCAUCAGUGUGGUGAAUUCAUCAUUGGCCGAGUUAUCAAAGCCAUGAAUAACAGCUGGCAUCCCGAGUGCUUCCGCUGUGACCUCUGCCAGGAAGUUCUGGCAGAUAUCGGGUUUGUCAAGAAUGCUGGGAGACACCUGUGUCGCCCCUGUCAUAAUCGUGAGAAAGCCAGAGGCCUUGGGAAAUACAUCUGCCAGAAAUGCCAUGCUAUCAUCGAUGAGCAGCCUCUGAUAUUCAAGAAUGACCCCUACCAUCCAGACCAUUUCAACUGCGCCAACUGCGGGAAGGAGCUGACUGCCGAUGCACGGGAGCUGAAAGGGGAGCUAUACUGCCUGCCAUGCCAUGAUAAAAUGGGGGUCCCCAUCUGUGGCGCUUGCCGACGGCCCAUCGAAGGGCGCGUGGUGAACGCCAUGGGCAAGCAGUGGCAUGUGGAGCAUUUUGUUUGUGCCAAGUGUGAGAAACCCUUUCUCGGACAUCGCCAUUAUGAGAGGAAAGGCCUGGCGUAUUGUGAAACUCACUAUAACCAGCUAUUUGGUGAUGUUUGUUUCCACUGCAAUCGUGUUAUAGAAGGUGAUGUGGUCUCUGCUCUUAAUAAGGCCUGGUGUGUGAACUGCUUUGCCUGUUCUACCUGCAACACUAAAUUAACACUCAAGAAUAAGUUUGUGGAGUUCGACAUGAAGCCAGUCUGUAAGAAGUGCUAUGAGAAAUUUCCAUUGGAGCUGAAGAAAAGACUUAAGAAACUAGCUGAGACCUUAGGAAGGAAAUAAGUUCCUUUAUUUUUUCUUUUCUAUGCAAGAUAAGAGAUUACCAACAUUACUUGUCUUGAUCUACCCAUAUUUAAAGCUAUAUCUCAAAGCAGUUGAGAGAGAAGAGGACCUGUAUCAAUGGUUUUAUGUCAUUUUUUUAAUUAAAAAAGAAAAAUUCAUAUAAUCGUGUUUAAAACACAGAUGAAGUCAGUAUUUGCGUUUGUUAACCCUUAUCCAUUUGUUGACAUGUAGACUGUUUACAAAAAAAAAAAAAACAUGUGGUUAAAUGUUAAAUUUUAAUUAAGGCCCCCAAAAAUUAAAUAUAACUUUUUAAAAUGAAAGGAGUCACCUUUUACAUGACUCAGGUGAAAAAACAGUAUAAACAUUAAUUUACUUUCUAUUCAAAAGAAGAUUCCAACUGCUGUUGGGGAAGGACACAGAAAAGAAAAAUAACCACCCAAGAAAAACAAAACAAUCUUUAGUAUAUUUAUCAAACUAGUAGCUAUAAAGUGAAUAUGCACAUUGCUAAGACAGAAAACAAGUGUAAUUCAGAACUACUUGAUUUUUUUUUAGUUAAAUGCAAUAAUUAUUAUGCUUAGUUUUAUAACCUGCUCUCCUUGUGAAUUCUUCCUUCAAAUGAUUACUUAACACAGUAGUAAUAGCUAGCUAGUAGGAUGUCUUUUAAAUUUUUGUUCAAAAAAAUUUAUACCAGAUAUUUGGAAAUAUACUUUACAGUAUUGGAAAAUGAAGUAUUUUUAAUGUAUUACAGCAAUUGUUUCUAAGCUUAAUGUUAGGCAUGUAGUCUUAGAAUAGGACAUGAAAUUAAAUUGUAUGUAGCUUGGAACGUAUUGCUUCAGAAAACUGAAUGUGUAUGUCGGUCAUAUUGCCUUUAUAACCAUGAUAAUAUCUAUGCUUUAUACAUACUCAAACUUGCCUUGCCUUAAAAAAAUACAUACUACAUGCUUAAAUCAGAAAUUCUAGCCAUCUCACAGAAUACCAACUGAAACUAAGUGCAUUGAGAUCUGAGAUUGGUAAACCCAGAUUCAUUUACCACAGCUGUAAUUAAGUUUUUAGAAACUCUAUUCUCCUCUUUUUGGGGAAAUCCAUUGAAGUUAAUUUCUGUUAUCUUAUUAGAAGAAAAUGAUGUUGAUAUGUUUCAGAUUUUCCAUUUCAAAUCUUAUAAUUAAUUGGAUUUAUUUACUAUAAGUAGGAGGUAUAAAUGACACUCUUAAAUUGGAAGGAGGGGUGUUUUAGUGUCUGUUUUAGGUCAAAAUUAAUGAUUCUAUUUUUAUCAAAAGUUUUAUCCUGAAGUUUCAGGACCACUCUUCCUUAAUAAACUUGUUAAUGGAAAGCAAGCUUUAUGAACAUUUAAAAAUGUUGCUGCUGCUUUGUUACUUAAAAAGAAAGUUGCCAAGAGAGACUUCUUAGGGAAAAUAUUUGUUUUUUUUCCAAAAAUUGCUGAAAUAUGGUUUUGCCAUUUUUAAAAAGUCUCAGGUUAUUACCACUCUGCCAUUAAAUAUUUGUAUGCCUGCAUUUUUAAAAAUUCUGUGCAUGUACUUUAUAGAGUACAUUCUAUUUCUGUUUUCAGAUACCCUACAACCAAUUUUUUUUAGUAAUCUUUUAGAAUUAAAAUUAUCAUAAAUGAUUGAAAAUAAUAAUCACAUAGUUUAAGAUUGUAUGUGUUCAGUAGUUUAAAACAAUCUUUGCAUUUGACAGUAAGAAUCAAAGUCCCUUCAGUGUGCCUUUGUCAGCUAAUAUGUGACCAGCAAUGACAACCUUGGGAGUAUUUAUUAAAUAUUAUACUAUGAAUAUAGGCAACAUAGGACAGGGUUUGCAGUAUAGAGUCUUGAGGCUAAAUUCUCAUAUACCUCUACACGAGAAAUAUGGAGGAGGAAAACAAGCAUUUACAUAUAUUCUUCGUCACUUUGAAGAUGCAUGGCCUGAACUCGACUGCUUGUGUUUGUUUACAUAUCAGGCAUAGCCAGGCAUCUCCUGUAGCCAGAGGUUCCAUUGCUGUCUUUGCUCAGUCCUCUUUUAAAAUAUGAAUUAGUGGACAGGCGCGGUGGCUCACACCUGUAAUCCCAGCACUUUGGGAGGUCGAGGCAGGUGGAUCAUGAGGUCAGGAGAUCAAGAUCAUCCUGGCUAACACCGAAACCCCAUCUCUACUACAAAAAAAUUAGCUGGGCGUGGUGGCGGGUGCCUGUAGUCCCAGCUAUUCGGGAGGCUGAGGCAGGAGAAUGGUGGGAACCCAGGAGGCAGAGCUUGCAGUGAGCCAAGAUUGCGCCACUGCACUCCAGCCUGGGCAACAGAGCAAGACUCCGUCUCAAAAAAAAUUAAAAAAUAAAAAUAAAUUAUGAAUGAGUAUUUUCUAGAAAUUCAACUUGCUAAGCCUGUAAUACUUAAGGGUAGUUUAUCUAGAUACAGUACUUUCUUCCCUGAUAAGUAGUAUCAUUGGAGCCCUUAGGUAUAGGAGAAGAGGAAGAAGUUUAAAAAGUGUACCUGGGCCGGGUGUGGUGGCUCACUCCUGUAAUCCCAGCAGUUUGGGAGGCCGAGGGGGGCAGAUCACGAGGUGAGGAGAUUGAGACUUUCCCGGCUAACACGGUGAAACCCCGUCUCUACUAAAAAUACAAAAAAACAUGAGCCAGGCGUUGUGGCGGGCACCUGUAGUCCCAGCUACUCGGGAGGCUGAGGCAGGAGAAUGGCUUGAACCCAGGAGGCGGAUCUUGCAGUGAGCCGAGAUCGCGCCACUGCACUCCAGCCUGGGUGACAGAGCAAGACUCCGUCUCAAAAAAAAAAUAAAAAGUGUUUAAGUGGAUUAAAAGAGAAACUUGGUCUAGUUCAUAAUAUUUUUAAUAGGGCUUUCCCUGGCUGCUGGAAAACUUAGGCCAGUAAGCAUCUCUUUGUUUAAAGUCCUACAAGACAAUUUGAAAUAAUUCAUUGUUCAUGCCAAAAUUCUAAGUACUGUUUUUCUUAGCAAGUGUGAUAUAACCGGGAAAAAUGGGUACAAGUAAAAGAUUCUUUGGAUCAUACUCAAAGCUUUAUUAGCACUGCACCUGAAUAAUAGGUCAUUUUGCCUCACUCAUUUGCCAAAGUAGCCAUUUCUAAGUUAAGGAAGUUUUUAGGUAGGCUCAUAGCCUUCUGUUUCAUUUUAGAUUGUAAGCUCAAUGGCAGGGAUACUAUAUCGAUAAUUAUGUUUUCAUAUAGCAACCAUCACAUUAUAUUCUUGGUGCUUAAUAAAUGUUAAUAAUUGUUAACAAUAA